Oppiella nova is the source of this 338-nucleotide messenger RNA. The record is from the annotation of a GenBank genome assembly. NCBI's taxonomy places the organism in Eukaryota, Metazoa, Arthropoda, Arachnida, Sarcoptiformes, Oppiidae.
UAUUUGAUGGUUUGGUGCGAUUUGUGGCCAUUUUUGUCUCAUUGAGUGACUGUGUGUUGAUUUUGAAGUCCAAUCAUAUGACCUCUGUUUGAGUGAUCACAUGACCACUUCAUGAACAACUCGUGACUACUGUACUGAACGCCAAAAUUGAAUUCAUGGACCGAUUGGUCGAUAAUAACAGUUCCCCCGAAGACACCGAUGAUACACAACAGAUCACAGCUGACGGUGACGACGAUCCCGGCAUCGACUCCAACGACGAGAACUCGCAGUCCAUGAGGAGUGAGGGCCGGUCCUCUCAACCGCAAAGUAGGCCUCACUUUACCAUUGAGUUUGACGCA